AUGGAUGUUAUACACAAAUUUUUGAGGGACAUUUACUCUCAGCGGUUCCCAGAAUUAGAGUCAUUAGUUCCUCUGCCAUUGGAUUACAUAAAAACUGUCAAGGAACUUGGAAAUAACAUAGAUGAUUCAAAGAAAAAUGAAGCAUUACAAGAUAUUGUAACCUCAGCUACUAUAAUGGUGGUUAGUGUCACUGCUUCAACCACUCAAGGAACACCACUUUCCCAAGAAGAUCUAGAAAGGGUGAUGGAAGCAUGUGAUAUGGCCAUUGAACUGUGUGGCUUCAAAGAGAAGAUUUUCCAGUAUGUAGAGUCCAGAAUGACUUUUAUUGCACCUAAUCUUUCCAUUAUUGUUGGCGCAUCUACAGCUGCAAAGAUAAUGGGUGUUGCUGGUGGCCUGACCAACUUAUCCAAGAUGCCAUCAUGCAAUGUGUUAGUCCUUGGAGCACAGAAAAGAACUUUGUCUGGCUUUUCCACCACAGCAAUUAUGCCUCACACAGGUUAUAUCUAUUACUGUGAGCUUGUCCAGAACACUCCCCCUGACAUGAGGCGGAAAGCUGCCAGGUUAGUUGCAGGGAAGUGUACGCUGGCUGCACGCGUAGAUUCAUUCCAUGAGAGUCAAGACGGAGCAAUUGGAGACCAACUCAAAGCUGAAAUAGAGCAAAAAUUAGACAAAAUGGUAGAACCACCCCCAGUGAAACAGGUCAAAGCUCUCCCUGCUCCAAUUGAUGCAUCCAAGAAGAAAAGAGGAGGACGAAGGGCAAGAAAAAUGAAGGAACGGAAUGGUAUGACAGAAAUGAGGAAAGCUGCAAAUAGAUUAAAUUUUGGAGAGAUUGAAGAGGAUGCAUAUCAGGAUGAUCUUGGGUUCUCUUUGGGAACACUGAAGAGCAAAUCUGGUCGCAUUAGAGGACCACCUGUGGAUUCAAAGACUAAAGCCAGAAUAUCCAAAACACUGCAGCAAAAACUUCAGAAACAGAAUGUGACAUGGGGUGGCAGUACAACAGUGAAGAAACAUGUGUCAGGAACAGCAUCCAGUGUAGCAUUUACACCUUUACAGGGUUUAGAAAUCGUCAAUCCACAAGCAGCAGAAAAGAAGGUACAGGAAGCCAACCAAAAAUAUUUCUCCACCACAGCAGGCUUCUUAAAAAUUAAUAGAUCAGACCAGAAAUGAUGAAAAUCUUAACACCAAACAAACCUCAUUUUACAAAUUGCAAGUGCAAUUCCACCAGAGUUACAAGUUAUGGUUUCAUAAUGCCCCUUACAUAAGUGAAUGUUAUGGCAUUAUGUAGCAUGCAGAUAACCUUGAGGAUAAAUGUCAUUUUCAACUGCAAUGUACCAGUAUCAGAUGCUGUGGUUUUACGUACAAAAGUUGUAUGGUUUAUCACAUGGGUGGGAAAAGGUCGGAUAUAUCUGUUCCAUUAAAACCUUAAGACUUGAAGAAAAUCAACAGAAACUUUUUUAAAUGCAAAAUUUUAAUAAAUUUCUAAUUAUCCAUUGUGCAAGCACAGAUCUUGACGUUCUGAGUUCAGUUAAGAUGAUUAUGUGUACAUUCAAAGCAAUUACUAGUAUCCAUAUUUAUUAGAACCCAUAGUAUUAAAUGGACAAACAGUGAUCAGGAAGAUUGUAUUUCUUUCAAGUUUAUGAUAACUACUUCUAUAAAAUUUUGUCUACAAACAAAGAUGGCAUUUUCAUGAAGAGAACAGAUAAACUCCUUUUUAUUUACCUACUUAAUGUAACUAACUGAUGUCUGAUGUGACUUAAGUCCUACUGUAGUUAUUUUGAACAGAUAUUUAUUUCUAGCAGUUUGAGCCAAAUAGUGCUCAACAUCCAACUGAUAGUUGAGUCAUAUAUGGUUCCAAGACCAACAAGCAGUUCAGGUUUGUCUUUCUGAUAACUACAAUAUUAACUUUUGUAUUUUUCAUCAUGUUUCAUUUAAAUACAUAUUGAACUUGCUAUGCAAAGAAAAGUAUGUGUUGUGUGUAAUCAAAUAAAAAUUGUACGCUUUACUGUAUCAUGUAAAUAGACACUGCCUACAACAGAGGGCAGUUGAAAGAAGCAGCUAGUGUACUGACAAAGCAAUAAAAGAAAGUCUCUAAUAGUAAUGGUUGCUAAGAAUAGUCAUAAGAGUGGGCAAAAAUUUGUUAUCGAAGUGGUGAUAAUGUAACAGGAACUGAAGCUAUAAAAAUAAAGGUUACAUAUAUACAUAG
Lingula anatina is the source of this 2203-nucleotide messenger RNA. Its product is annotated as U4/U6 small nuclear ribonucleoprotein Prp31. The record is from RefSeq and is a predicted model, not a curated record. Gene Ontology annotation, biological process: spliceosomal tri-snRNP complex assembly; mRNA splicing, via spliceosome. NCBI's taxonomy places the organism in Eukaryota, Metazoa, Brachiopoda, Lingulata, Lingulida, Lingulidae. Gene Ontology annotation, cellular component: precatalytic spliceosome; U4 snRNP; U4/U6 x U5 tri-snRNP complex.